AUUUAGAUUUGGUUGUGGAUUCAAUUAUGUAAUAGGUUCAAGUUGGAUAAAGAUAACUUUUGGCAAGUUCAAUUUUGCAAUGGGUUAAACUAUUAACAUAUUCCAUAUGCAACCGUUGACAUUAAAUAGACCAAUUUCCUUGAUAGAUAAACAAAGAAUCAUUGACAUAAAAUAAAUUAAAUUUCUUUACAUAAAUAAGUCAACUUCCUUGACAUGUGAACAUGUCAAAUUCAACCUUGACAGAAGAUCAAAUGACUUUAACAUAUACGUUGAACACAAAGUUGACCGAGGUAGAGGAAACCUUGAUAUAUGCCAUACCAAUAAGAUUCUACUAUUAGUUAAAAAAAGAGAGAAUCUCGAUAUAUGUAUAUGUCGAAGCUAGUUUUAAACUUUUCUUUACAUUGACAUGGAUUGUUAUAGGAGCAUUGACUUACUUUGAUAAAUAUACCGUACCUUGAUUAGGAAAAUUUGUCAAUGAAGACCUUUUUUCUUGUUGUAUUUAUUAGUGAAGGAAGUUUUCGGGCUCCUAGAAUCCUCAUUCCCCAUUGCUAUAAAGCAUGCCUACUUUAACAAGAGGUUUGAAAAGUUCUAGUCAUCCCUUCCUUAAUAUUUGCCUCUUGAAAGUUGAACUUUUACUCUUACUUCAACUAAAAAAUUUCUCCUUCCACAAGCAUUGACCAUUUCAUAGGAAAAAAAGACUAGUGUUUUUAUCCAUGUUCCUUAACCAUAAUUCCCUUGAUUUCUAUCUACAUGUAGUUUCUUCCAUUGCAGCCCAAAUGCAAAAUUCAUUCAUCUUUGCUCUUCUAGCUUCUGACUCACCAACGGAGAGGAUAGAUUCCAUCUCCUUGGAGUCCCAGGAGCUGAUUUUCUUGAAGGGCUCACUUCCUGGUGGAAACAUUUUUGAAAACCUAUUAAUUUGUUCCAUUUUCUAAGGUGCUGUUUGAGGGCCUUUCGCUAAUUUGCUGUCAAAAUAUGCCUUUUGCACGCGGCGUGACCCGUGCUUCUUGCAUGGAAAUUCAACUUUUCUCUUAGUUAUGAUGACCCACGAUCUAAAAGGAGUAUUAUGAGAUCCAAUGAGUGGUUUAUAUAUAGAUCAUGAUGCGAAUAUGAAGGUCAAUGCAGCAUUCAUACACACCACGUACCUCCUAAUCACACUGCUUAUUACUGCAUGUGGCUGAAAAGUUACGAGAAAAAGAGAAAUUCAUGCAAUAUGGAAUGGUGAUAAUCACUUGGACCAAAUUGUAGGUAAGAUGAGACAGAAAAUUUAAGAAAUUAAUCAACCCCAACUAGUCAAGACCCAAUCCUAUAUCCACUCUCAGCCAAGAAAAAUGCUCUUUUUAUUCACUCCCGAACAGGGUCAGAAGGAAUCAAAUGGGGUUCCACUGCUAAGGAAUUUCUUUCUACAUCCUAUCUCUUCCAUUUUUGUAUGGUUCAGCUUUAAAUCAACUCCACUUUCAUUAUAACUAUUACCAUUAAUACCAUUUGAAAGAUCAGGCCUCUUGGAUAAUCCCAAGAGUUGAAUUAUAUUACUUGCGACUUUUCUCUGCUUCUUCAGUUGGAGAAGAGGGGCUGAAGACAAAAUUCAAUAUUCCAAAAGAAGAAAGAAAGAAAAAAGAAAAAGAAAAAAGAAAGGAGAUAUGCAUCGUUUGGCAGUGAAAAGCAAUCUUGUUGAUUCUGGGUCUGAAACAACCAAGCUUGGGUUGGGAGACAAUGAGCUUCCCCUCUGCCCCAAGCCUCGUCGUCUUGGAUCCGCCACAUCUGAAAUCCUCAAGCCCCUCAGAUGUAACAAACACAGCCAACCAAACAUGGAUGGAAGAAGCGGAGUUGUCAGCAUGAUCACCGAAAAGACAGUGUGCUGUGGGUGCUUAGCAUCGGAUUAUUCAGGGUCUCCACCAGGCCGAACCCAUAACCCCUUGGUUCACGACGUGCAGUUCAUGCAUCAGAUGGAGAUUCUAUCGUCAUUGACCCGAUCGAACCAAGCUCUCUGAUAAGUUGGGUAAUUUUGCGUCCACCACUCCUCCCAUCUAAGGCUGGAGAAAUGAUGCCGUAACUCGCCACAAGAAUUAGUUUGUUUGCAUGGCUUUGUAUGCGGCAGCUUUGGACGCACCAUUUUUCCUUUCCUUCAGUUUUUAUUUUUUUGUUUUUUGUGAUGAGGCCUUUCUGUAUAAAUACAAUGAGGAUGUACCAGAUAUGAGCAUGCCUUCAACAACAUGAACCUGUCCGCAUUGAUGGUUCGGAGGCUGAAUUCCGACGACUUAGUUGUGGGCUCAGAGCUGUGUGUGGAAGGCCCCUGGCCCCUACAAUAAAGACAAGCUGCCUCCUUCCAUUAUCAAGAAGCGUAGUGGGCUCGGCUUGCUUGUGGAUUAAAAGAUGGGAAAUUUUCCAGGGAAAUUUCAGUGAACCCAAGGUCCACUGAGGCAACUUGGCCCUUGUUUGUAAAUUUUCAUAGCAAAUAAAAUUGUAAAAUGGAACUUUAUUUGAA
Molecule: messenger RNA, 2482 nt
Organism: Vitis vinifera (wine grape)
Lineage: Eukaryota; Viridiplantae; Streptophyta; Magnoliopsida; Vitales; Vitaceae
Exons: 3
Coding region: 1638-1988 (116 amino acids)
Source: RefSeq, a predicted model, not a curated record